Molecule: messenger RNA, 3004 nt
Organism: Neurospora tetraspora
Lineage: Eukaryota; Fungi; Ascomycota; Sordariomycetes; Sordariales; Sordariaceae
Exons: 2
Coding region: 1-2658 (885 amino acids)
Source: RefSeq, a predicted model, not a curated record
AUGGAAGCAGCUGCAAAUUUCUUGAGGAGGAAGCGGUCGGCCGGGGGAGAGAAGGGCAGAUCGCUUUUCUCAAAAGCGCACCCAACCCCCCCGUCAAGUACCGGACCACAGAGAUUGGACUUGGACCUCCCCGAUCUUCCCAGGCUCCCGCUCGACAUCUCCGAGUUGCUUCGCUUUGACGAGGCCCAAUCGAAGGCUCCCGGCCAAUCUUUGCUAUCGCCAGAAGCAACAACAAGAAUUCCAGCACCGCCCAAAUCCGCGCCGCCAAGAACAAAAACGACGCCAAUAGCAGCAACGCCGACGUCAGCGACGUCAGCUUUGAGCCCAUUGGACAAGAAGCUGUCUGUUGCACCAAUCCAGACUCGUACUGGUAUCUCUGUAAAGCCAAAGCCGCUGCCAGUGCCCAGAUCUGCUGUGGAAGCACCCAGCUGGGAAAGGACCGGGUCGCAGCAUCCCGGAGCUGAUAGGCAGAAGGCAGCCACUAUGAUCACGACUGUCAACGCGGCCUCCACGCCCACUACCCCAACGGCCGCUUCCAACGCCAAACCUUGGAAUGCUCCGCUACCGCCCCUACCGCCUAUGUCGAUACCCAGACGGCCUCUUCGUGCUGACAUAAGUUCCCCUACUUCGCCUUCGCUUGUGACUUCUCCCACAUCGGUUGCGGCUUCCCUAGACUCGCCCACCCUGAAGCCCAUCGCAGCUUCCCGGCCAGCCUCACCACCCCGCUCAGGCCCAGUCCCGGCUCCGGCUCCGGCUCCGGCUUCGGCCUCGGCACCGGCAAAACUCAAGCCCUCCGUGUCGCCCAACACUUCGGUUCCCGUGUCACCAGCCGGCUCCUUGUCCAGCAUCUUGUGGGCACAUUCGGAUGGCAGUUCAGGAUCAAGCCCGAGAUCUUCGACAAACUCUACCCAUAGCUUUCCCGAUUCCAAAGAGCCCAACCCAAGCGCAGCGUCUUCGAGACUAGUCGGACAAGUCUCAUCGUCAAACCAUCAUGAACAAAAGAGGGAAGAAGACAAAUCUCGAAAGUUCGCACAAUCAGAGCGAGAAUUGCCGCCGGCACCGCCCGCGCCUCCAGUGAAAGAGAAAGACUCGCACCUCAACCGCCAAAGGCCAGAGACCCCGCCAAAAAUAGUCCGACUACAAACGCAAUCUGAACAAGCUUCGACAGGGGCGCAAAUCGCGCCGAUCUCGAUCAACGGCUCAAACACUUCUCCCCAGCAAGGAGAGCUUUGGAGACGGAGAUCGGUGAAAAGUGAAAAGAACCUGGUGGUUGCGGACCUUGUACUUGAUUCCAGCAACGGAUCCACCGCCGAAUCAGCCCAGAUUCAAUCUCAUGCUGCUUCGCGCACCGCCGACGCCCAGCCAACAGUAACACCGCCUUUGUCGCCAGGGCACGUCGACGCAUCCCCACCUGCAGCCAAUAACAAUUACCGUGCCCCAGUGCAUAGGACCACCACUGCCAAUGCUCUUACUGGGAGAAACAUCCGUCCUUCAGCCUCUCGUCAACAAGUCAUUCCCCAGGUUCAGGAUACGAUGGGCCAAGCCAAAUCCCACUUAAGAAAGAAGAGCCGCGACGACACACAGAGAGCGGGUACGCCCGCGGAAAAGGCAGUGUCGCAACCGACAUCCGAAACCAGCAAUGGGCUGCCUGCCGCCACUACCGCUCCUUCCGUCGCCCGCCAUCCCGCACCCGAUUACGGACAGUACGAAGAAGUCAAGCAGCCAACUUGGGAGCCGGACGCACCAUCGGUACGACAAGUGCCAUCGACAAAUACACAAGGGGGAAACAGACCUGCGAUUCAGCGAAAAGCAAUCGGAGGGUACGACACCCAGGUGCGGUCGGUGAACGAUUCGAAUUUGGCUCCAAGCGAAAACAAUGCUGGGCUCUCCGUGCGCUCGCCUGUUGGACUCCCCGCUUCUCCUGUGGCCAACCGGGGGCGCCCUGUAGAACGACCCCCGGCCCCCAACGCGGCCCCGUUCCCCACUCGAACCACAUCCAAAACCGGCAACGGGUACCGACCCGCGAAUAAUCCCACUCCUCAAAUUCAGGUCCAGGACGAAUAUCACCAAUACUCCAAUGGCACCGUAGAUCACGGCUCCGUCUCCGAAUCUGGGUCCGCUGUAUCUGUUGAGACCCUCAAGCCGCCGAGGCGCAGAUACGUGGACAACGAGAUCGCCGUGAUCUCGGACGAGGAGGAGCCCGAGGAGCAGUCCUGGCCCGAGAGAACUGACAACCCCGGCGUGGCCCUCUUCCUAAAAAAGAAGAACUGGUACGCACCAUUGCCAGCCGACGGAGUACUGGAUGCGCCCCCUCUUACGGACAAACACUACCGGUGCCUGACAAGCCAUAAGUUCAUGACGCCGAGCCGACAGAGAUACAAUCGGAUUGCUUGCCGCACUUGUGGUGAGAGACAACAUGUGGAUUGCUUCAUUUGCAGUGCCUGCUCCCUCAACAUCUGCCUUCCCUGCGCCAAAAGUUUGAAGGUGUUUGGAGGGAACUUGAAGCAGCUUUUGCGCCAUGUGGAAGAGAGCAGACAGUUUAACGAGGAGGAUGAGAACGGCCAAGUGACCCCAGGAGCCCAGUACGCGGACCACAACGGUUUUAGCUAUGGGCCACCGGCAGAGAACGGAGUGCUUUCUCCCGUUGAGGCACACUAAAGCUCGAGGUGGAAUGGUUGGGAUUGGGAAUCAAGUCUGGGAAGAAGCAUAAAGAGCUGCAUACUGGAAAGAUAAAACAGGUGUCAUAGGUCGACGGCGUUGGGGUUGAACUUGCUUGAUGCUAUUUGUUGCAUGGCCGGACAGUAAUACGUUGUAGAGAGUGUUGGUAUUUGGUGGUACAUAUGUUUGAUGCGAUUUACGAGACAAGAUAAUGAGGAAUUCUUUGUAUAUCUCACUGGAUGGGAGAGAUGAUGGUGAUACCCUUUUUGGAUCGGGCUGGGCUGUAGUGGUAUAUGGAUCAUGGAAAAGCACUCCGUUGAAGAAUGAUAAGGCCACUGUAACGAGC